Molecule: messenger RNA, 3308 nt
Organism: Monodelphis domestica (gray short-tailed opossum)
Lineage: Eukaryota; Metazoa; Chordata; Mammalia; Didelphimorphia; Didelphidae
Source: RefSeq, a predicted model, not a curated record
CUCUUGGGCAGCCCGUGGUGGGACAGCCAUCCUGGGGGCACGGAGCGCCUCGGCUACCAUGGGCUUCCUCCCUUCUGUCCCGGCAGACCCCAUUGUGAUUGCCCUGCUAGGGCUCCUGCUGUCCUGGGCGCUGUUCUGUCUUCUCACCCGGUCCAAAGAGCCGGCUGGGAAGUGGCCCCCGGGGCCGGCACCUCUUCCUUUCAUUGGGAACCUGCACUUGUUGGAUCUCAGGAGACAGGACAAGUCACUGAUGAAGAUUUCAGAGAAAUAUGGCCCCGUCUUCACCAUUCACUUUGGUCUUCAGAAGAUGGUGGUUCUGACUGGCUACCAGGCUGUGAAAGAAGCAUUAGUCGACUCUGCUGAGGAGUUUGCUGACCGCCCACCCAUCCCCAUAUUCCAACGCAUCCAGGAAGGCCAAGGUAUAUUUUUUUCAUCUGGGAAUCUGUGGAAAACCACACGCAAAUUUACCAUGUCUAGUAUGCAUAAGCUUGGGAUGGGGAAAAAGUUGAUAGCCAAGAAGAUUCUGGAAGAAUUUAGCUUCUUGGAAGAAUUAAUAGACUCUUUCAAAGGUGAACCUUUCAAGUUGAAGCUAUUCAACAUGGCUCCAACCAAUGUCAUUUUUUUCUUGCUCUUUGGAGAACGGUUUGAUUAUCAAGACCCAACAUUUGUUACUUUCAUAAGACUAAUAGAUGAAGUUAUGGUUCUACUGGGCUCUCCAUUCCUCCAUCUAUUUAAUUUCUAUCCCUUCCUUGGAUGGUUCCUCAAACCCCACAAAACAGUCUUGGUCAAAAUAGAAGAGGUGAGAGUCAUCCUAAGAAAGUACAUGGUGGCCAGUAGACAGAACAUCUCCAGAGGAUAUGUGACGAGUUACAUUGAUGCCCUGAUUCAGAAGCAGAGUGAGGAACCAAAGGAAGAUACUUAUUUCUCAGAUGAAAACAUUGUUGCCUCCAUCCUUGACCUGGUGAUGGCAGGCACUGAGACAACAGCUACUUCCUUGCAGUGGGCCAUACUGCUCAUGGCCAAAUACCCAGAGGUCCAGGCUAAAGUACAAGAUGAGCUGGACCGAGUCUUAGAAAAAAGCAGGCUACCAGAGUAUGAAGACCAAAAGGCGUUACCGUACACAAAUGCAGUAGUUCAUGAAAUUCAGAGAUUCAUCGCCCUUCUUCCCCAUGUCCCUCAUUCCACAUCGGUGGACACCCAUUUCCGAGGAUACUUUAUCCCCAAGGGCACCCCUGUAAUUCCUCUGCUUACGUCUGUGCUUCUUGAUAAGACUCAGUGGGAGACCCCAAACAAGUUCAAUCCCAGCCACUUCUUGGAUGCAGAUGGGAACUUUGUGAAGAAGGCAGCUUUCCUUCCCUUCUCCAUCGGUAAGGAUCCCAGUUUACAUUUCUCCAGGCCACCUAGGCUUUUCCGCAUGCUUCUGAAUGCAUUUAGAAUGCAGGUUUUGGAAUACAAGGACUUUGGCUUGGUUCUCAACCUGAUGAUUUGGGAUUCUGUUCCAUAUUCUAUAACUCUAUGGAUGAAUGACUUUCUCCCUCUGGGUCUCAGUUUCCUCACUUAUAAAACUAAGGGCUUGGACCAGAUGAAAUUGAAGAGACCUCUCCCUUUUUUUCACACUAUCCUUGUGAUAUGAGGGCAAAUGACAUCAUCCUCAUUUUAUGGUUGAAGAAACUGAGGCACAGAGAAAUGAUGGAAGUCUAAGUAAACACAGUGGAGUAAGAAGCAGAACCCAGGUCUUCAGACUUCCAGACCAAUGUUUUUUUCCACUAAAAUUAAUGGCUUGUAUUCAAUAGAUAUUUAUGAAGUGCCUACUAUUUGCAAAACAUGAGGCUAGAAGAUGCCAGAGAUUCAAGCAGUCUAAAGUCAACAGUAUCUCAAGGAGUUGACAUUCUGGGAGGCUGGAGUAAAAUAUGACACAUAGAAGAAUAAACAUGGUACAGCACAAGAAAAAAUGGGGAAAUCAGGGGAGUAUCCCUGGAAGAAAUGCCACUAGAGCCAAUCAGAAUCUUAAAUGAGUAGAAAUGUCAAAUAACAGGCUACGGUUAUUUUGAGUUCUUUCCUCUUCCUCUCCUCUUUAGAAAUUCCUCCCUAUUUUGGGGACCCAUCUACCCCAUUCCUAGACUCCCAUGCACGCCCAUGCUUAGAUCCUUAAUUGGCACUAUAUUAAGUGACUAAUUUACAUGAAUUCAUUAAUUUAGAUUAAGCCACCUACUGUACCAGACACACCAGAAUCUACCCAUCAUCUGCCAGCCAACUGACCUGGCCUUUGUCCAUUCUCUUGUAUUCUAUUGAAGUGGCCAAUAUCUGAUCAAUCAAUUUGUGCCAAGGUGCCAGCAGACAAUCAAUCACACUCACCCCAGUUUAGAGAAAUCAAAGAGUUAGCAUAAAGACCCUCUAGUCCAAUCUCUUUAUUUCACAGAUUGGCAGAGGGGGAAAGGGAAUGAACAUUAUCACCCCUGUCAUGUGCCAGUCACCAUGCUGAGGGCUUUUAAUUUUAAAGAUAACCUCCCUGGAUCCAACAACCAUUUGUUGAGGUAAUUUUGUAAUUUUUGUUGUUCAGUCAUGACAAUUGGGUCUGACUCCUCUUGACCCCAUUAGGGGUUUUCUGGGCAAAGAUUCUGAAGUAUUUUUUUUAUAGCUGAGGAAACUGAGGCAGAGGUGAAGUGACUUGCCUAGGGUCAUAUAGCUAGUAAGCAUCCAAGGCAAAAUUUGAACUCAAGUCUUCUUGACCCCAGACCUAUCCACUGUACCACUUAGCCACCUCAUGAGGAGACUAAGGUCCAAGAGGUGAAGUGACUUGUCCCUGUAGCAUCCAGUUCUCCAGACUUCUAGUUAAGUGAUCAUUCCUCUUCAUUCUACACCACCUCUCACUUUACCAUUUAUUUUGAAAAGCAUCUUCAUGGGACAGUGAAUGGAACACCAGUCUUAGAGUUGAGAGAACCUGGGUUCAAAUCUGACCUCAGAAACUUCCUAGCUGUGUGACCCUGGGCAAGUCACUUAAUCCCCAAUGGCUAGCCCCUAGUAUUCUUCUGUUUUAGAAUUGUUACUAAGCAAUCUAAUGUAAUGGACUUCACUAUUAGCAGCAAUGCAGUGAUCCAGAACAAUUCGAAGGAUUUAUGAGAAAGAAUGCUAUCCAUAUCCAGAGGAAGAACUGUGGGAGUAGAAACACAGAAGAAAAACAACUGCUGGAUCACAUGGGUCAAUGGGGAUAUCAUUAGGGAUAUAGACUGUAAAGCAUCACCCUAGUGCAAAAAUCAAUAAUAUGGAAAUAGGUCUUGACACAUGUUAAACCCAGUGGAACUGCACAU